Leptosomus discolor (cuckoo roller) is the source of this 1665-nucleotide messenger RNA. NCBI's taxonomy places the organism in Eukaryota, Metazoa, Chordata, Aves, Leptosomiformes, Leptosomidae. The record is from RefSeq and is a predicted model, not a curated record.
GCAGGGCAAGGAUGAGCCUGUUUGGAUCAACGUCAGGGUUUGGUACUGGAGGUACUGGCAUGUUUGGCAGUACAACUGCAGAUAACCAUAAUCCAAUGAAGGAUAUUGAAGUAACAUCUCCACCUGAUGACAGCAUAUCUUGUUUAGCAUUUAGUCCGCCAACAUUGCCGGGUAAUUUCCUCAUUGCAGGUUCAUGGGCAAAUGAUGUUCGCUGCUGGGAAGUUCAGGAUAAUGGACAGACAAUUCCAAAGGCUCAGCAGAUGCACACAGGGCCUGUACUAGAUGGCUGCUGGAGUGAUGAUGGGAGUAAAGUAUUUACUGCAUCCUGUGAUAAAACUGCUAAAAUGUGGGAUCUCAACAGUAAUCAAGCUAUUCAGAUUGCACAACAUGAUGCUCCUGUGAAGACUAUCCAUUGGAUUAAAGCACCAAAUUAUAGCUGUGUGAUGACAGGAAGCUGGGAUAAGACUUUGAAGUUCUGGGAUACCCGUUCACCAACACCUAUGAUGACGUUGCAGCUCCCUGAAAGAUGCUAUUGUGCAGAUGUGGUUCAUCCUAUGGCUGCUGUGGCCACUGCAGAAAGGGGUUUGAUAGUGUACCAGUUAGAGAAUCAACCUUCUGAAUUUCGAAGAAUAGAAUCUCCUCUUAAACACCAGCAUCGCUGUGUUGCUAUUUUUAAAGACAAAGUGAACAAACCUACUGGAUUUGCCCUUGGAAGUAUUGAAGGAAGAGUAGCUAUUCAUUAUAUCAACCCCCCAAAUCCUGCAAAAGAUAAUUUUACUUUUAAAUGUCAUCGCUCCAAUGGAACAAACACAUCAGCACCUCAGGAUAUCUAUGCUGUAAAUGGGAUAGCGUUUCACCCUGUCCAUGGUACUCUUGCCACAGUAGGAUCCGAUGGUAGAUUCAGCUUUUGGGAUAAAGAUGCACGAACGAAGCUAAAAACCUCAGAACAACUUGACCAGCCGAUAUCUGCUUGUUGUUUCAACCACAACGGCAAUAUAUUUGCGUACGCGUCCAGUUACGAUUGGUCGAAGGGUCAUGAAUUUUAUAAUCCACAAAAGAAAAACUACAUUUUUCUGCGAAAUGCAGCAGAAGAGCUAAAGCCUAGGAAUAAGAAGUAGUAUGUAUGUGGCCAACAGCAGUGACAGAAACUCAAGACAGAAGAUGGGCACAGUGCAAAUUCUGCUUCAGUUUUUUUCUCAUGCUCCACCAAUGGACACAGCUCUUGAGCCAAUGAUACCCGUGCUUACCCUAGUGCAAAGGAGAAACUGUCAGUUGUGCCAAGUGAUACGUGGUUCAGUAAUACGAGCAAACCAUUAGAGGGUUUGUUUUGUUCAUGACCAAACUAAUGUAUGAAAAAUACUUCUGGCCUAAAUUGCUUUAAAACUGACACCUUUUGGAGUUAAAAGGUGGUUCUUUUGUAUCUCUCUUAACAGGUUUUUGUCCCUUGACAGGGGUCUCUGGACUGAAAAGAAGUACUUGUUUUUGUAUUAACUAGAAAAUAGUGCUGGUGAGUUUCAUCCUGAUCAAAAAUGCUGUGAAACAAAACAAAUGUGUCUCUUUCUGACUUGAAUCUACCACUGUUUACUUUUAACCAGCCAGUUGUACACAUGCCAAAGUUUUCUUCAUAGAAGUGAAUGCUUAUUAUUCCUGUUUAACUAUUGUUUG